Messenger RNA from Penicillium alfredii, 1803 nucleotides. Its product is annotated as glutamyl-tRNA(Gln) amidotransferase subunit PET112. The coding region runs from base 1 to 1803 and encodes 600 amino acids. Gene Ontology annotation, molecular function: glutaminyl-tRNA synthase (glutamine-hydrolyzing) activity. The transcript is spliced from 3 exons. The record is from RefSeq and is a predicted model, not a curated record. Gene Ontology annotation, biological process: mitochondrial translation; glutaminyl-tRNAGln biosynthesis via transamidation. Lineage: Eukaryota; Fungi; Ascomycota; Eurotiomycetes; Eurotiales; Aspergillaceae.
AUGCUUCGGCCAUGGCGCGUCAGCGGUGCAUUCCGCUUCUAUUCAUAUCGCCCAUUGAUUCGUAGCGCUCAAUUCUUCGAUUCGAGUCGCGCCCUGCAGACAUCGGUGCCAACAGACCGUGUUCCCCUGCGCAAGCAACUCAAGCAGGAUGCCAAGGGCCUCAAGGCACAGAAAAAGCUGCGCAAGGAAGCCGAGGAGGCCUCGAGGCAAAAAUGGGAAUUAACCGUUGGAGUGGAGAUCCACGCACAAUUGGACACAGAAACCAAGCUGUUCUCUCGUCAGUCCAUUCCCAUCGCUGAUGAAGGUGGUUUUGGCUCACCCCCGGGAACAGGAGCGGCAACAUCUACGAGCGACAUCCCCAAUUCCAACGUUUCGCUAUUCGAUUUAGCGUUUCCGGGCAGUCAGCCGGAAUUCCAAGCGGCCACCCUCCUCCCGGCCCUGCGCGCUGCCAUUGCGCUGAAAUGCCAGAUUCAGCCCGUCAGCCGGUUUGACCGGAAACACUACUUUUACCAGGAUCAGCCGGCGGGGUAUCAAAUCACACAAUACUAUGAGCCGUUUGCGCGACAUGGCUACGUCGACCUCUUCGACUACGACGGCAUUGCCCCAGAAGAUGGCGACCGGGUCCGCGUGGACAUCAAACAGGUCCAGCUGGAGCAGGAUACCGCCAAGUCCCAGGAAUACCCGCCCUCGACGCAGCUGCUCGAUUUCAACCGCGUGUCCCACCCUCUCAUCGAGAUCAUUACGAUGCCGCAAAUCCAUACCCCCGCAACAGCUGCGGCCUGCGUCCGGAAACUCCAGGCUAUCCUACAGUCGUGCGGGGCGGUUACAACGGGAAUGGAACUGGGCGGGCUACGGGCGGACGUCAAUGUCUCGAUUCGGCGCCGGGGCGAAACAGCAGAACUGUGCCAGUACAACGGGGUAAGCGGACUGGGUCAGCGUACCGAGAUCAAGAAUCUCAGCAGUUUCAAAGCCGUGGAAGACGCCAUCAUCGCCGAGAAAAACCGGCAGAUCGCAGUUCUCGAAAGUGGGGGCGUUGUGGAAGGCGAGACGCGAGGAUGGACAAUUGGUAGCACGGAGACCCGCAAGCUCCGAGGCAAAGAGGGUGCGGUCGACUACCGUUACAUGCCCGACCCAGAUAUCCCGCCGCUGCGUAUCGGCGAAGACUUGAUCUCCCAGCUGAGCGGUGAUCUCCCAGCCUCACCAGACUCGCUGGUUGCGCUGCUAGUUGGGCCCGAGUACGGUCUCCCGAUCGACGAUGCCAAACCCUUGAUUGAGCUGGACGACGGCGCUCGUUUGGAGUACUACCAGGAUGUGGUGGACAUCCUUCGUGAGAUCCAAGUAGACUCAAACGCCCAAAUACACGCCACGCUGGCGCGCAUGGCCGGCAACUGGGUUCUGCACGAGCUCGGCGGACUCCUCACCAAGACGGACCGGGCCUGGGACGCGGACAUUGUCCCGGCCCAGUCCCUGGCCCACCUCGUGGACCAGCUGCAGCAGAAACGCAUCACUGGAUCCACAGCCAAGCUGGUGCUGGCCUCGGUCUUUGACGGGGACCGUCGACCGAUCCCGCAGCUUUUGGAGGAAGACGGACUGUUGUUGCGGCCGCUUUCGCGCGAGGAGUACGUGGCACUGGCGGAGGCUGCCAUCGCCCUGAACCCGCAGAUGGUCGAGCAGAUCCGCCAGAAGAACCAGCGGGGCAAACUGGGUUGGUUCGUGGGGCAGAUGAUGCGCACCGGCGAGAAAGGACGGGUCGAAGCGCCCAAGGCAGAAGAAAUUCUGCGGGAGUUGAUUCUGGAGAAGUAG